AAUACUGUUUCCUAUUUCCCACGCUGUUAUGGCGGACGACAGCUCCCCCAUGCGCUACUCGUGCUCAUAAUUGGAGGUCAUACACAGCUGUGUGAGAAGCACCAAAAUAUGGCGCUAUCAUAUUCAGCCAAUGAGGUGGCAACGUGUAACAGGUUGCAUCUGACGUCACUGACGCGGCGAGAGCGCGCAUUCAAUAGGGGCACGAGAAAAGAUAGAGCGGGCGGCGAGGUCUUUUCGCAAUGUCUCCAGUGUAACCGGCUAACAGUAAAAUGGGGGAACCGGAGUCCAGUGACGGGAUGGGCGCACAGCGACAGACUGCAGUGAAGAACUCAUCGAUGUGGAUUAACGCUAUGAUAAAACAUUUCUUCUUCCGCACGUUUGAGACCAGCCAGUGAGUGAGCAGUCCAGGAAGGAGCCGUUGUUCGCUGUGAUUCAGACUCAAGCAGAGCUGGCUCCAACUUAACGACGAGGAACGGGCUUCAACAAGGAUGGAUGAAUUUUCGAUUACAGGCCACUACGGUCAGCCCAACCCGGUCCGAGUAGGGUGAGUUCGUUCGGCUUGAAACAAAUAACGAAAAAAUAAAAAAUAAAUUAAAAGCAGUCGGUUCCUAUCUGGCGGCUCGUCCUUCGUCCCGCCGGCCGUGGAGUUGAGCCAUGUCUGCGUUCUGCCUCGACCUGAGCACGUCUGGUGUGGCUUCAGCACCGUUGGAGCUGGACAGCGACUACAUGGAGCCGUGCCGCAAGCCCGCAGCUCACGAUCCCGGAGGCUGCCCGGCUAACCCGCUGCGCCAUGCCGGCUCCGGCUCCGGAGGCCUCGGCGUGGCGUUGGAGGAGGAAUUGGCCAUGCUCAGCGACGAGCAGGAUAAAGCGGAAGAGCUGUCGGUGGACCGUAAUGCCGACUUGCUGUCUCUCAUCCGUCAGAAGGAAAAGGAUUUGGUGUUAGCUGCCAAACUGGGCAAAGCUUUACUCGAACGAAACCAAGAUUUGACGAAGCAAUAUGAGAAAAUGCACAAAGACCUCAACGAGAAAUUAGAGCACUUGGAGCAGGAGAAGCAUGACUUGCGUUGGCGUCUGGAAAAUCGAGAGGGGGAGUGGGAGGGCCGCGUAGCCGAACUGGAGACUGACAUCCAGCAGCUACAGGGAGAACUGGAGCAACACCAGGUCCAGCUGAGAGAGGCUGACAGGGACAAAACUAAGGCCAUCAGUGAGCUAUCUGAACAAAACCACCGACUUCUCGAACAGCUUCGAAGGGCUGCAGAGGUGGAGAGGCAGCUAUCCACUCAGGUCCAUUCAUUACGGGACGACUUCAGGGAGAAGAGUACAUCUACGAGCCAGCACAUGACACGACUAGAAACGCUACAAGCUGAAAUUAAGAUGCUGUCGGAGAGGAAGAUGGAGCUGGAGCGGCGGGUGCAUGCCAUGCUGGAGGAGAACGAAGUGCUCAAGAAUACUGUGGAAGACCUCAGAGACAGGACGCUGGUGCUGGAGACGCAGUGCCACGAGAAGGACCUGCAGUUGCGGCAGAAUCAGGUGGAGCUUCAGGAAGUUCAGAUGUCCUACAGGCACCUAACAGCUCGACUUGAGGAGCUAACGGAGGAGACCAGCCUGCAUAACCUCACCCCCCACCAGUCCAGCCUGAUGUGUGAGAUCGAGCAAAGCAUGGAGCAAGAGGAGCAGGAGCAGGAGAGAGAGCAGCUGCGUCUUCAGCUGUGGGAAGCCUAUUGUGACGUGCGCUCGCUGUGCUCCCAUCUCCGAGGGAAUGACGUCACAGACUCUGCGCUGUCCACGGACUCUUCCAUGGACGAAUCCUCUGAGACGUCGUCCGCCAAGGAUGUGCCCACUGGGAGCCUUCAUGCUAGCCUGCUAGAACUCCGCAGGCUAACACAGAACCUGCUUGAUGGCAACGAGUCAACGGGUUCUCGGCGCAGUGAUGAGGAAGCUCUGGAGGAACAAGUAAAGAAGAUGGGUGAAGAGCUGAGAGAAGUCAAAGAGCUGUACGCAGCUGAGCGGGACAAGACGCACAACAGUAAAGAGGAAUUGCUACGGAUGCACAAUCAGAUGGCGCUGCUCUCAGUAGAAAUGUGUUCCCUCCAAGAGGAGUCUGAACGGAUGAGGACCAUGGCAGAGGCCCGAGAACCCAGCGAGCAGCUUCAGAGUGCCAUUAAAGACAGAGAUGAUGCCAUAGCCAAGAAGAAGGCAGUGGAGAUGGAGCUGGCCAAGUGUAAAAUAGACAUCAUGUCUCUAAACAGUCAGCUUCUGGAUGCCAUCCAGCAGAAGCUCAAUCUGUCACAGCAGCUGGAGGCUUGGCAGGACGACAUGCACAGAGUGAUUGACCAGCAGUUAAUGGACAAGCACCAGGACGAGUGGCGCUCCGCCCCAUCCUGCGCAUCUAGGUCGUCCAGAGCUCUCGGCGCUCAGUCCUCCAGACGAGCGCUAUGCCUGUCCGACCGGGACCGAAAACUUUUCUCUUUUUUCAAAAAGAACUGAGCACAGGAGACGGACGUGAUGCCGGGAAGUGUGGAGAAGAAGGGCGACAGCACAGCACAGGUGGACACGAUGUAGCCAAAGACGGGCAACGAAACACACACACACACAAAUCGAAAGAUGUUUGAGCAUUUAUUCCAUGUCUUUGAUGUCCAUGUACUGUGGCGUACGAGAAGCGUUUUGUUUAUAUUUUUCUCCCCGCUGCUGCCUUCCGCAACCGUAUACUGCAUAUCACAAGUGAGGCAAAAAUGUGCACUUGUUGUAGAUGCGUACCACGAUUGCUAUUCGUGACACGCUAGGUGGUUCCGAGUCAAAUGUGAUAAUGUCACAAUUUAGUAGUGACAUGCGGCACGCCGUUGUUAAGCAGUGUGGAGUUUUGUCAUACCACAAGCAUUUGUUGACCGACUAGUAUGCCAAAGUUGUUCCACUAGUGAAGACAAAGACCAUAUAAGUACAUGGCCCUCAAGAGGAUAUGGACUAAAUGUUGAAAUGGUUUGUCAUAGACUGAGGUUUGGGGGGCUCGGCUUGUACUUUGCACUUUAUCUUUCCCAGUGCUCCUUGUCCAAUUCGGAUUGGCUCACAAUGCCACAUUUAGUAGAUCCUCUGCUAAAUGGCGACUCAUAGGACAUGAUCAGGGUCCAAACGUUUACUUCUACUGAGGAAGCUUUCCUUGUAGUGCCUCUGAGCCAUCACUUCUUCCCACUGCCAAGCCUGUUAGGGGCCUAAUGCUGCACCAAUGCUCACUUUUUGCAUUCCGGCCUCAAGUCAGGCUAAGGACACAAAACCUUUGGCGCAGCGCAGCAGCUGGACCAAGGUGAUGCUCGCGUAACAGCACCGACUCUUGCUUGAUUGCUUUCAGAGCUUAUUAGUUUCUUUGGGAGAUGUUAAAAUACACCCGAAAAAUAUCACGACAUGUCACCAAGAAAAAAAAUCAACCAAAAGUAGAUACCGUGACCCCGGCGUAUUUGCGGUUCGGCAAUCACAAAUUCACCUAUGAGGGGAUUUUUGGGGAGAAAACUAUCCUGGUAUGUGCUGGAAAGUGAAAGCCAUGUCUUGUGUGGAAAGAAAGAAAGAAAAACAGAAAGAAUGAAAGAAAUACAUUGUUUUGGCGCCAUCUUGUGGUAUUUUGGAGCCAAGCAAGUACACUGAAGUGAGGAGAGCCGCUUCAUUUUCAGGUUCGCCUUUUCUAAUAGAAAUUAAGUUGUCUCUUGCGGAAAAUUAAGUCAAUGACAAAUAUUUUGGGGUGGCCAUCAAUGACUUCACAGAUAUCCGCAUCAGACGUGGGGGUUCACUGUACAGGUACAAUGUAAUGAUGAUGUCCUCAUCUCGGUUUACUUGCUCAGUGUGAAAUCGGGCCUGCAUAAUUGGACACAAAACCAUCCUGCUACUGUAUGAAUGCCAACAGGUGGACACACAGUUGAAGUCAGGAAUGGGCAACUUAAAUGAUGGAGGAGCGUGGGGGGCGGGGGGCACAAUUGUUCAUCAUGCUACUGAGGAACCACAUAGGAAGGACAACGCAAAAAUGCCAUUUAGAAUCAGAACAAAAUGUUUGCAAAUGUCUGUGUUUUAGUGAUAUUUGAAAGCUCAAAUGCAUUUAAACGAACCCCUUCUCAACUACAAAGGCUUAAAACACAAACAACAUUUUUUCCCCCUUCUUGCAACAAAAUGUCCACUCAUAGAUGGCACAAAAGUGCUGACCGGCAUUUUGUGGAUGUGUUUGAAGAAAAACAAACUCAGUCAGAGAUGUUCAUUGUAUUACAAGGUGCAUGUCUCUCUCUCCAAAUUAACAGGCAAGCUCAAUCAAAGCCACCAUAUGCGUUUGUAACGCCAUUAUGCGUUGGAUGGCUAUAUCCAUAAAUUUAAAGUACACACAUUUAGUAACUCCUCAUGCACCUCCAACGGACUGUCAGCCGUUCUUGCGGGGUAACAAAAUUGCUGUGUGUGUACUUUUUAGCAGUGGCAACUUGAGUCGCAAUCGUUCAUGGCUGAUAAUGUCUCUAAGUAAACUCGUUGGACAGGUUUGCGUUUAAAUUUGUUGAAACAUAUAAAUCUGAUUCCUAUUUCACCCAAAAGACAUAAUUGCCUUGAGCUAAUUUGGUCCUGGUUGCUCUUCUUCUCUGACGAAGAAGCACGGUCUUGGUGUUGAAGGCACUUCUGAGUGACAUCUGCCAUCCAGUGGUCCAUCCAUCCAUCCAUCCAUUUUCCGAACUGCUUGAUCCUCACUAGGGUCGCGGGGGGUGCUGGAGCCUAUCCCAGAUGUCUUCGGGCAGUAGGCGGGGGACACCCUGAAUCGUUUGCCAGCCAAUCGCAGGGCACACAGAGACGAACAUCCAUCCACGCUCACACUCACACCUAGGGUAGCCUGCCACGCAUGUCUUUGGAAUGUGGGAGGAAACCGGUGCACCCAGAGAAAACCCACGCAGGCACGGGGAGAACAUGCAAACUCCACACAGGGAGGCCGGAGUGUGAAUUGAACCCGGUACCUCUGCACUGUGAAGUCGACGUGCUAACCGCCAUCCAGUGGUGAAUAUUCUUAUUCCGACUUAAAACUGCUCAGCUCCACUUUCAUUUUCAAAAAAAAAAAAUCGAGGGCCACGCCAGGCAGGUGUUGGCGUGGACCGACAGUUGCCCAUCCCUGGUUUACAUGUACUUUCAGCCAUGCGGUGGCAGAGAAAAAAAUUCUCUGCCUAUCACUAUACAUCACUGGCAUCAGUGAAGAUAAAGAACAGCUAUUUCUAAUGAUCACUUUUGUGAAAAUGAAAUUUGGUAAUUUCCCGCGGCAGCUCCACAAAUGAUUUUUCUCAUUGGCAUUCUUGCACGUUGUCAUUUUCUGUUUUCGCUUAAGCGAAUGUGCUCACAAAAGAAAUUCACACUGACAAAAGUCCAGUGAAGACUUGAAUGCUCAAGAUUUGUGUCAAAACAAGCACGCUGAAGCUAGAACAGCGUUUCCCUGGCGGAGGUAGUCAUUGCCAGAGCUGGAAGGCAAGCCUUCAUGUUGACCUCCGACAUUUGAAUGAACCUGCGAGUUUCACAUCCCUGAUGCAUGCAUCAUUUACGUGUCGAUGAGAAAGACACGCUACUCAAAUUUUAAUUUUUUUUCUAGGUAACCAAAUUCUUCCAAUGUUUACGUGAGCGUGAGAAGGAAGAAGGACAAAAAAAAUGUUGCAUCUCAUCUCAUGAGAUGAUGCGCCGACUUGAAAAAGAUGCUUGGUAGACACUACUAUUUUUUUAGGGGGGACGGGGCAAAGUCUACCUCCAUCCUCUCAGCUUCAAUACUUCAUGAGCACUUUGAGUUCUGACUAAGCUGUCGGGCUUCCGUUGAGGUGACGCGUGGCGAUGUGGAUGAGUGUGCGCCACCGUGAUGGCUCUUCUUUUUCCGUAAGUGUGUGCAGAUGUACGUGUGAGCGUGUUUAGCUUAUGCAGCUUGUGCAAAACCUAUGCAGAGAUGUCAUCUCAGCCGGUUGUUUGAAAGGAGAAACCCAAAGACGGAUUUAUAUACACAUAUAAACACAUGAUAAAAACAAGGCUGAUUAGGCCUGGAUGAAGUGAAUAUUUAUAAUGAAAAAAAUCCAUAUCUUUUCAAUUUAAAAAAAAAUUGGCACAGCUGUAAACCAGUUUUUUUUAAAAAUGGGUUUUCUUAGUGUUGUGUAUAUUUUAGGGAUUGCUUGAGGUGUGUCAAGAAAAACUGUAGUCCACCUACAUUGUAUGUUUAUCCUCACUAGGGGUUGGUGGUAGGGGGGUGCUGGAGCCUAUCCCAGGUGUCUUCGGGCAGUGGGCUGGGGACACCCUGAACUGGUUGCCAGCCAAUCGCAGGGCACACAGAGACGAACAACUACACUCCCAUCCACACCUAGGGACAAUUUUGAGUGUUCACUCAGCCUGCCAUGCAUGUUUUUGGAAUGUGGGAGGAAACCGGAGCACCCGGAGAAAACCCACGCAGGCCGGGGAGAACAUGCAAACUCCACACAGGGAGACAGCAAAUUUCAAAUGGUCCCAAAAUGUAUUUUUGACACUGAUUUAAAACAAAAAAUCAUAAUAAUAACUUUUUUUCAGCACAUCAUGUUUUUGAGAUAUUUUCAUUUUUGUGUUUUGAAGUUUGGCCUAUAAAAGCUUGCACCAUACACAUUUUACCAUGCAUUGUAAUUUGUAGAUAUGAUAUUUCAUAAAGAAAUUAAACCUGUUGCUGAAUCUGACCUUUCAUUCAUAAUAUUACUUAAUCAAUUACUAUAUUACAUUAUUAUUAUUAUUAAAAACAGGAAGUGCUAGAGAAAAAAUGAGGGAAGAUUCUGAAUCGGAGCAAAAAAAAAUAUUUUUUUAAAUCACUUGGACAAGUACACCUCUAGAUCGGAUUUUCUUUUUUAAAUUGCUGACCAGUGUUCUUGCAUUUGUUGAAGCCAGUUGUAUUUGAAGAAGCUGACUGCUUUAGCUAGGCCAUGACUUCUUCCUCUGCUUAGAAAAGCUGCUUGUUGACUUUCUUGAGUCAUCUUGGGCACUGACGUCAAAGUGUUCCGGGGCCACAAGUGUGCGCGCAUGUGUGCUGGGGAAUAAGAGAGAUCAUCAGUGUGGAAGUGAAUGAUGAAACCACAAAGCACACAGGCUCAAAAUUGAAUGUCUAUAAUUUGCGAUACAAUCAUCUUGCAUGUUUUUUUUCCAUUUUCUAUUUUUAUUUUUUUUUUUGCGUCUUCUUUCUUUAAAUAGUAGUUUAGGUAUGCUAUGUUAACGGUGUGAUGUCAUGUUAGUGGUCGAGAAUGACAAUGGUAGCACCCUCCUGGUGGAAUUCUGGUUUCUGUCUGCUCUCUUUACAUUGAUAAAGCCAUUCAUGAUGACUCUUUGAGAGUGCCUUAUUUAAAAAAAAAAUCAAAAAUACACUGUUGUUGAUGGGCAUGUAUGUUACAACACAAUGAACAUGUGAAACGUUCAAAAAAUAAAUGCCAGUCACUCUUG
Hippocampus zosterae (dwarf seahorse) is the source of this 7428-nucleotide messenger RNA. RefSeq names its product BICD family like cargo adaptor 1 (gene bicdl1). The record is from RefSeq and is a predicted model, not a curated record. Gene Ontology annotation, biological process: vesicle transport along microtubule; Golgi to secretory granule transport. NCBI's taxonomy places the organism in Eukaryota, Metazoa, Chordata, Actinopteri, Syngnathiformes, Syngnathidae. The coding region runs from base 655 to 2487 and encodes 610 amino acids. The transcript has 10 exons.